AUGCUGGCGGUCAUUCGCCACUUCCACGAGGGCAUGAGGGCACGCGUCCGAACGGACGACGGGCAGUACUCAGAAUGGUUCGACGUGGGCCAAGGCCUCCGACAGGGAUGCAACCUGGCCCCGCUGCUUUUCAACUUGUUCUUUGCCGCGAUGCUCAUGGUCGCCGUGGCCGAGUUCGACAAGGACCCCAAGGUGACGGCGGACAUGGUCAAGAUCGGGACACAAGUGGAGUACACGGGCAAGAAGGGCAGGUCGGCGAGGAAGAAGACGACGGUGGUGACGGACGAGGAGGCCCUGUGGGCCAUGCUCUACGCUGACGACGCGGCCAUCGUCUCGCGCUUGCCAGAGAGUCUCGAAAAGAUUAUGUCGGUCAUCGUGCGCGUGGCCGGCCUGUUCGAUCUGAUGGUGUCGGAGCCAAAGACGGAGAUCAUGUGCAUGCUGCCGAAAGGGAUCGAGGAACGCCCGUUCACGGUCAGCGCCGCCGGCCAGACGUACAAGCAGACAGAUCGGUUUGUGUACCUCGGACGUACCAUCUCCGCGGACGGGAAGGCCGACCGGGAGAUCACGAGCCGCAGCUGCCGAGCGUGGAAGUGCUACCGCCGGAACAGUGCUUCGAUGUACGACAGGCGACGGGCCAACCGCCAGCUCAAGAUCCGGCUAAUCCAGGCUGAAGUGGUGGAGACUCUCCUAUAGGGUUCGCCUCGUGGUGCCUACACAGCCGAUUACUAAACGAAGCUCAAUGGAACCAACCGCCAGUUCCUUACACGGUGCAUCGACUGGAGCAAGCGGAAACGCUCAGACUGCCCCCUGUGCCCAGGCCCUCAUCCAGGCAGGCUGCGAGGAAACCAUCGAGGCCACCGUGCGCAAACGGAGACUGUGUUUCGCG
Messenger RNA from Ectocarpus sp. CCAP 1310/34, 886 nucleotides. The record is from the annotation of a GenBank genome assembly. Lineage: Eukaryota; Phaeophyceae; Ectocarpales; Ectocarpaceae.